UGCAAUCGGCCCGAGCAUUUCGGAAAUUGAUUUUCCGUUAUUGAAAUGACAUAACCUUCUUCGUCUUCCAUCCGGUGUGAAUGUGCUUUCUAUUCAGUCUCUGGUUUCUUCGCUUGGCCAAUACCAUGAAAUAUUUCACUUGGAUAAUAUUUACUAUCUUCAUUUUUUCUUGGACCUCUACGAUUAGAGCGGGACAAACAUUAGUUAUUUCUACUGACUGUGGACCAAUUCAGGGAAUCAAAGAUAAGAGCUUUGUAUUUAAAGGAAUUCCGUACGCCUUGCCCCCCGUUGGAAAUCGACGAUGGAAGCAACCGAUUCCCGUUAACAGUGAGUUGGGAACCUGUUGGCAUGGUAUCUACCCUGCAUUAAAAUUUGGAAAUACUUGCGCACAGAAAAAUCCCUUGAACGAAAGUCUAACGCUAGGAAGCGAGGAUUGCCUUUAUAUAAAUGUAUGGACGCCCACAGUUACCAAAAGCGCCAAACUUCCUGUUAUGGUAUACAUCCAUGGCGGGAGUUUACAAUUUGCAAAUGGAAAUUGGCCUACUUAUUGUCCGACCGAAAGUCUCGUGAUGGAAACAGACAUGGUUCACGUGAGUUUUAAUUAUCGUCUGCAUGCUUUUGGUUUUAUGGCUUUGGAUAUACUGUCGUCUGCUUCCGAAACCAAAACGUCUGGAAACUAUGGAUUUAUGGAUCAACUCGCUGCUCUCCAAUGGGUAAAGACAAACAUUGAAAAUUUCGGAGGAGACCCAAAUAAAGUAACGCUUUAUGGCCAAAGUUCAGGUGGAACAAGUGUUUUUGCGCUUCUAGCUUCUCCAUUCUCAAGUGGUCUCUUCCAAAAAGCAUGGAUGCUGAGUGCUUCACCCAUUUUAAAUAAAACUCUGGACGAUGCAUCUCGGGAUAAUCAAAUCUUUCUAGAACGAUCCGGAUGUUCCACUUUACAAUGUUUAUAUGAUCUUCCGGUAGAUGACGUCAUUAAAGCUGUUCCUUGGAACGUUUAUCCGUUCUGGGCUAUGUUAGAUCAGGGUGAUCUUCCGGUCAAAGGUCAAUUUGACGGUGCCAUGGCAAUUGUCGACGGCUAUAUUAUACCUCGUCCUCCAUUUGAAGCUUGGGAAAUGGGCAAAACAAUCGAUGUUCCUGUUAUGAUUGGUACAACUGGACAAGAAAUAGAUUACCAACCUUCAUAUAAUGAUCUUUACAACUGGACUUGGUCACAUUAUGAAAACGUCGUAACUUCAAAGUUGGGAACAUUCGGAAUGGAUGUCGCAAAACGGGCACUUGAAUUUUAUCCCAUGUACAACGUUACCCCGGAGUACCAGUUUACUAGCCUCGUUUCCGACAUUCGUGUCACGUGCCCAAAUGAUAUUUUAGCUACGAAAGCAGCGAAAACAUUCAAAUCACCUGUUUACCGCUAUGUGGUGACGUCAGCACCCUCGGCUCCGAUUCAUCUGUUUGGACUACCUUUUCCAGCUCGAUAUUCCAUGCAUGCUUGGGAUAUGUUAGCGUUUUUCGGGACCAUUGUUGAUUAUAUAACAGUUCAACAGUCGGACAAAAUGUUUUCAGAGGUUAUGAGAAGGGAAAUAUUGUCCUUUGUUCAUACGGGUAAACCUUUCACAGAAACCUGGGAAACAUUCGAAAAUUCUGUGGCAAUACUGAAUACCACUAUAUCGGUUGCAAAGAACUACCAUGAAACAGAAUGCAAGUAUUGGAUGAACAAUGCCAAGUUAUGGCCAUAUGCCUGGAUAAAUUAGUACUUUGGCGGCUCUUUUAAAUAAGCUUUAUCUUUAUCAUAAUAAAAUGAAGAAGAACACUUCA
Saccostrea cuccullata (small rock oyster) is the source of this 1812-nucleotide messenger RNA. Its product is annotated as para-nitrobenzyl esterase-like. NCBI's taxonomy places the organism in Eukaryota, Metazoa, Mollusca, Bivalvia, Ostreida, Ostreidae. The transcript is spliced from 5 exons. The record is from RefSeq and is a predicted model, not a curated record. The coding region runs from base 81 to 1748 and encodes 555 amino acids.